UUUGCAGGGGAGGGUGGGCUUAAAGACGGUGGUGCUGAUUAAAGUAGAUUACCGGAGGGAGAGACGGGGGAGAGUGUGUGCUGGCAUCCCACUCUUCCUGGUUAACCACAGAGAUGUCUUCACCAUGGAAACAAUGCUGCACCCUCCUCCUCCUCUUCCUCUCUCUCCUUCUCCUCCAUCUCAAACCAUCCUCGUGCCUCGACCAGCCGGCUGCCGACAGUGCUGCUGUCUCUCCACACCGUGACGAAGAGACGACACACGCUGAUGGACGGAAGUGGACGGCGGAGCGUUUGACGUCCGAAGACCAAGCGUUGAGACAACUGCAGUCGCCCGAUGUGUCCCAGAGGAAGUUGCUUCAGACGUCGGGAGUCGCCGUUCCCUUCCCCCCCCUCAAGGUGUUGUCUGACGGGAAGCCGUGCGUCCUGUUCCAGGCCAGGAAGCUGUCUCUGCGCUACGAGAAGCAGAAGCAGCUGGACCUGACGGAGAGAGCCUUCUCUCCUCAGCAACCUGUGGACACCAGCCAGUCAGUCUGCCUCCGGGACAAGGCCACGCUGAUCAUGAGGUUUGGAGACGUGGAGGAUUUGAGAGCCCUGUCUAUCGGGCUGCAGCUGUCCAACACCUUCUACGAGUCUUCGGGUCAGUGGUGGUUCUCGGUGGACAGCGUGUCCCUGCGCUACAACACCUCCGAGGAGGCUGUGUUCAACGCCAGCGACGUGUACGCCCCCGCCUCCUCCUCCUACCACUGCCUGCACGUCAGCAGCCUGCAGCGCUACAGCGCGCUGCUGCUGCCCAGCAGCGACCACGCCCGCCGCUGGACCGUCACCUUCACCAACUUCCAGAUUCAGGCGUUCAACGUCACCGCCGGCAAGUUUUCCCCCGCGAGCGUCUGCGCCACCUUCAUGACGCCGGCCAUCCUGAUGGGCCUGGUCACUUCCCUCAUCCUGCUGCUGGUCCUGGCCUACGCCCUGCACAUGGUGGUGCACCUGAAACACAUCGAGCAUGAGGACGAGCACAAGGCCGACGUCUACUACCCGCAGAGCCCCCAACAGCCCGAACACUGCUGCGUGGAAAACGGAGCGGAGAAGAACGUGCUGUAGAGCGGCCACGGGCGUAAUGAAACACUUCAACAAGAGACGCAGCUGAUUGGAUGCUGACAACUGACAACAAACCUUUGGUGGGAUUAUAGAGUUUAACCUCAGGAUUAGAUUUUUUAAAAAUACAUAUAUAUUUUUAGUGUUUUUUUUAACGAUCCGAUUAGUAAAAUUAUGCAUUUGUCUUGAUAACACAUUUUAUAAAAUAUAUAAAUAAAAUUCAUGUUUCUUUUGUUCAAUUUCCAUCUAUAUUUGUAUAUUUUUUAUUGUUGGAAUUUGGUACUCUGACAAUGAGGUACAAGAGAAACUCUCACUGUACACAAAAAACGAUUUUGAAUUACAAGAGUUUGUAACAUACACUCCGAUGGCAAUCUGCUCUCACU
Pungitius pungitius (ninespine stickleback) is the source of this 1474-nucleotide messenger RNA. RefSeq names its product ATPase H+ transporting accessory protein 1 like a (gene atp6ap1la). NCBI's taxonomy places the organism in Eukaryota, Metazoa, Chordata, Actinopteri, Perciformes, Gasterosteidae. Bases 114 to 1097 code for a protein of 327 amino acids. The record is from RefSeq and is a predicted model, not a curated record. The transcript is spliced from 8 exons.